AUGAUUAAAUUAGCGUUUUUAAUACUAGCACUAGUUUAAACUUAAGACAUAGAAGAAGAAGAGUAAUUUAAUUAUUUAACAUAAGAUUAUCUAAAAAAAUUGGGGCUUGUUGGAUGAAAACUAUUAAGGAUAUUAAUAAUGAAAAAGAUAAUAUGGCCAAAAUUAUUAGAAGUGUAGAAAAUGCUAACAAGACAUUGAUCUUUCAUAAAAUAUAAAUGUCUAUGAUAUUGUAAUGUGAAUCAUUGAUUGAUAUCAACAAUGCAGUAAAUAAAAUAUUAAGUUAUUUUAGAACUAUUUAAAUCUUAGUUAUAAGGAUGUUGUGAAGGAUUUUGAUUAUAAUUAGUUUAUUGGAAUACAAUUUCAAUUAACUAAAGAAGAAGAAACAUUAUUGAGAAUUAUAAAAAAAAUGGAGAAGGAUUUGGGAGAAUUAGAUAAAUAAAAUAAAAUAAAAUAAUAAUACACAAAGACUUAAGAGAUCGAAAAAGAUUGGCAAAAUGCUUACAAUACUAACUAAAGUGAUUAAACUUUACUAACAAAACCAAAUUACUUCCAUUAUGCUUUCUUUUUAAUUUUAUUCAUUGCAAUUUUUGGAGGAGGUUUUUGGAGUAUAAAAAUGAUUUAAGGAAUGAAGGAAGAUUCACUUAAAAAUUAAAGCAAAGCAAAAUGA
Paramecium sonneborni is the source of this 667-nucleotide messenger RNA. Lineage: Eukaryota; Ciliophora; Oligohymenophorea; Peniculida; Parameciidae. The record is from the annotation of a GenBank genome assembly.